AUGGGAGACAGACAAGUCGGCGUCUCUCUACCAUCAUCGCUCAAACCCAUGAAGGUUUGGUUUUUUCAUUCUCUCUUUGAUCUGCAUUGUUUGACUUGUCGCGGGUCUCCCAGGGUUCCUACAGAUUUCCCCGCCCUCUACCUUCUUCGGGGAUUCUUAUCCGCUUGCCUUUUAGGAAAAUUCUCAUUGGGCGGAGAGCUGAUCUGUAGAGUGAGGUAA
Molecule: messenger RNA, 219 nt
Organism: Arabis nemorensis
Lineage: Eukaryota; Viridiplantae; Streptophyta; Magnoliopsida; Brassicales; Brassicaceae
Source: the annotation of a GenBank genome assembly